GUUUAACAAGCUACUUUUUUUCCUCAUCCUAGGGUUUUAGCACCCCUCUCUCUCUCUCUCUCUCUUUGGAAAAACAGCCAUGAGGAAGCUGAAGUUUCACGAGAAGAAGCUGUUGAAGAAAGUGAACUUCUUGGAUUGGAAGAGAGAAGGAGGUCACAGAGAAGCCCAGGUUCUGCAACGUUACCAUGUCACCGGUCGCGACGAUUAUAAAAAAUAUUCGGGUUUAUGCCGGAUGGUGCAGAAGCUGGUGAACAUAUUGAAGCAGAUGAACCCAAACGACCCUUUUCGGAUUGAAAUGACCGAUAUGCUAUUGGAAAAGCUGUACAAUAUCGGUGUGAUACCAUCCAGACAAAGCUUGGCAUUGUGUGAUCAUUUAUCCGUGUCAUCCUUUUGCAGACGUAGGCUUUCAACUGUGGUGGUCCGAUUGAAGUUUGCUGAGCACCUGAAGGAGGCUGUCACAUACAUUGAGCAAGGGCACCUGCGAGUUGGUCCAGAGACUGUUACUGACCCAGCAUUCCUAGUGACAAGGAAUAUGGAAGACUUCGUUACAUGGGUGGAUUCAUCAAAGAUUAGGAGAAAGGUUCUGGAGUACAAUGACAAGUUGGACGAUUAUGAUGCAAUGAACUGAAAUUAAAAGGCUUGUGUGCUAAUUUUAAGGUUCCUUUGUCCCCUUUUGUUGGUGGCUGAAGAGAAGCGAAUUCUUAUCUUGCAUUGUAUAUCAUGUAUCGAACACCUCACAGGGUUUGCUGUUGAGCGCCAAAUGUGGCAUUUUUGUGGCUGAAUACUAUCAACGUUUUUUUAUCUUCAUGUUGAAAUGUAUUUUUUUUUUAAAUUUCCGUAUGAAAACUGUUUUUUAUUGUA
Prunus dulcis (almond) is the source of this 861-nucleotide messenger RNA. RefSeq names its product U3 small nucleolar ribonucleoprotein protein IMP3. Gene Ontology annotation, molecular function: snoRNA binding; rRNA binding; structural constituent of ribosome. The record is from RefSeq and is a predicted model, not a curated record. The transcript has 4 exons. NCBI's taxonomy places the organism in Eukaryota, Viridiplantae, Streptophyta, Magnoliopsida, Rosales, Rosaceae. Gene Ontology annotation, biological process: rRNA processing. Gene Ontology annotation, cellular component: Mpp10 complex; small-subunit processome; small ribosomal subunit. Bases 80 to 628 code for a protein of 182 amino acids.